UUUGUACAUAUCUGGUGCAAUCCAAUUGGUGUCAUUCAUCUUACUCGCUUGUUAUAAAGAAAAGAGAGAUGGAGUUCAUUGGGUUCUUUCAAGUUCUCAUCGUCGUCACUUCCAUCGGUACUCUGUUGUACACGUGCUUCAGAUCAUUAACAUUUUCUUGUUGGUCUUUUUUGAUAGGAUGCUGUUAGUAAUUGUUGGUUGUUAGUGCUAAGUAUCAUAUCUGUUAGUAAUUGUUGAUUGUUAGUGCCAAUAAUAAUUGGUUGGUUAGAGAUAAGAUUUGGGAAAUAUCUUGUAACUGCCUUAGCUUGCAGUUCGGUAUAAAUACUGAACACUUGUGCAAAUGCAGGGCAUAUCUUGUAAAAGAAGUUGUUGAAUGAUACUGAGAGGAAUAUUACUGUACAAGUGUAAGGUUAGAACAAUGGGUUGUAUUAUUGGUAUCAGCCAGUAACAAACCUCCACGUUUUCCUUCUUGUAUGACGAGAGCAACGACGCGUGCCAAAACCAUGGAUACACGAUUAGCAGCUCUUGAAGGUUCGGUUCAGGAAAUCCAAUCUUCCGUCGCAACGAUCGGGUCGACAAUGCAGAAUCUGUCCGCUGUAAUCGCAUCAAUGGAGUCUCGAUUGGAGUUUCAUUUUUCAGGCGCUGAUCGUCCUCAUCGUGCUCAUGCUGACCAUGGUGAUUCUGCAAAUCAAAUGGGUGGGUCGGAAGAAACCUUGUCUGAUCCAAUUGCUCAUAUGGGUCGGCGUUUUCCCCGUCAAGAUUCGUCGGGCGAUGAUGAUAUCCCAGCCCCUCGAGAAAAGUAUGAUGAUGAUGAUGAUUGUAUCCCAGCCCCUUUAGAAAAGUAUGAUGUGUUUAUUAGUUUCAGAGGUGAGGACACCCGCAAUACUUUUACUAGCCAUCUUCACGCUGCCUUACUCCGGAAGAAAAUUGAAACCUACAUAGAUUACAGACUUGUGAGAGGGGGUGAAAUUGCACCUGCCCUUCUAGAAGCAAUCGAGAAAUCUACGCUUUCGUUGGUCAUUUUCUCACAAAACUAUGCAUCUUCCACCUGGUGCUUGGAUGAACUUGCACAUAUACUACACUGCAGGGAAAAAUAUGGCCAGUUGGUUAUUCCCAUUUUUUACGGCACCGGUCCAUCAACGGUACGAAAACAAAAGGGGAGUUAUGAAGUUGCAUUUGCUCAACAUGAAAAACGUUUCAAGGGCGCUAUCGGCAAGGUGAACGUGUGGAGGGCUGCUUUGACGACUGCAGCUAAUCUAUCUGGCUUCUCAAACGCAACAGGGACGGAGGCCGAUUUAGUUACGGAAGUUGUAAACGAAAUUUGGAGCCAGCUGAAUAGAAAAUCGUCAAGUGUUUUAAAGGGCCUUGUUGGAAUGGAAAGAUGCAUUCAUGAAAUUGAGUCAUCAUUAUGCAUUGAUUCACUUGAUGUAUACACUGUAGGUAUUUGGGGCAUGGGUGGCAUUGGCAAGACCACCCUUGCUGAUGCUGUGUUUCAUCGACUCUCUUCUAAAUUUGAAGCUUCUUGUUUUCUUGAAAAUGUGAGGGAGAAAUCGGCAAAAGAUGGACUAGUUCACCUGCGAAACACACUUCUUAGUGAGAUAUUAAAGGAAAAUGAUCUAAACAUCGGCACUCCAACUAUAGGAUCAGAUCUUGUUAGAAAGAGGAUGGGAAGUACGAAGGUCCUCAUUGUUCUUGAUGAUGUAAGUGAUUCAAAGCAAUUAAAUUUUCUAGCUGGAGAUCCUGCUCUGUUUGGCCCCGGAAGUAGAGUAAUUAUAACAACUAGAGAUAAGAGCCUACUUCAGAAAAGUGUUGAACAUAAGAUAUACGAGGUUCAGGAAUUAAAUUCUGAUGAAGCUUUUCAACUCUUUCAUUUGAGUGCUUUUGGAAAUAACAUUUCUAGAGUCGAUUGUGCAGAGUUGUCAAAACUUGUGGUAGAUUAUUGUGGAGGGAUUCCAUUAGCUCUUCAAAUUUUGGGUUCCUCAUUCCUUCAAUGUGAGAGCAAAGAAGAUUGGCUGGAUGAAUGGAAAGAAUUUCCAAGAGAAAAGAUCUGGAAAGUGUUGAGAUCAAGUUAUGAUGGAUUAAAAGAAAUUGAGAAGGAGAUAUUUCUUGAUAUAGCAUGUUUUUAUCAAGGGAAAGAUGUGUACAUUGUAAAAGAAAUGCUAGAUAUAUGUGGUUUUCGUGCAUCGGUAAUUGGAGCUCUGAUUGAUAAGUCUCUCAUAUCAAUUUCAACAAAUAACAGCCUGCAGAUGCAUAAUUUGUUACAAGAAAUGGGUAGGUCAAUUGUUCGUGAACAAUGUAUUGAAGAGCCCGAAAAAUGCAAUAGGUUAUUUGUUGAUGAGGAUUUCAAUCGGGAAUUGAAAACUAAUACGGGAAGUGCAACGCUACAAGCCAUUUUCUUUAACAGGUCUGCGAUUAAAGGGAUACUCUUGGAUCAUGCAGACUUCGAAAAUAUGUAUGAUCUAAGGUUGCUAUACGUUUAUAAUUCUAGCCGUAACAAGUACUGCAACGUAAAAGUUUCUCUUCCCCAUUCUCUUACUUAUCUUGACUGGGAGGGAUACCCUUUCAAAUCUUUGCCAUCAAAACUUUGUCCGGAAAAUCUUGUUGAGCUUCAAAUGCGGAACAGCCAAGUUGAGCAACUUUGGAAUGAAGGCCAGAAUCUUAUGAAAUUAAGAGUGAUGGAUCUUGGUUUGUCCAGAACUCUGAUGAAAGUUCCAGAUCUCUCCCGAAGUCCAAACAUUGAGCAUAUAAAUCUGAGUGGAACUGCAAUUGAAAGCCUACCUGAAAGCAUUGGUAAUUUGAAAUCUCUUGAGAAACUUGAUCUGAGUGGAACUGUGAUCAAGUGCCUACCUGCAAGCAUCAAAGAAGCUUCUCGGCUGAUUAGUCUGCAGUUAACCAAUUGCAGGAGCCUUGAAUCUUUACCAGAGCUUCCAGGGGUACGUUGGCUUCAAGCACAUGGAUGCACAUCACUCAAGCAAGUGUUGAGCUCAAAGACUGCGCUUACAUUAGGUUGGGAUGAGUAUAAAAAUUCUCAAGGACUUCAAGAGCAACUUACAUUUUCAAAUUGCAUAGAAAUGGGAUGGGAUGCUUGGUGUGAUUCGCAGUUUAGAAUUAUGCGAAUGGCAACUGCAUUGUCAAAGCACUUUAAACAAGAAGAUAUUGAAGUAGCAUCUCAUCUUGAGUUUGAAGAAGAAAGUAAAGAAUAUGUUUUUAGAUCUCCAGUCUGCGUUGUAUGUCCUGGAAAUAUAAUUCCAAGAUGGUUUUCAUAUGAAGUUGAUAAAUCUUUACUAUGGAUCAAACUUGGUCCAAACUUCUUUGACACUAAUUUUUUGGGUUUCGCUUAUUCGGUUGUUGUUGCAUUCAAGAAUUAUAAUGUUGGAGGGAGUUUGAGGGUUGGAUGUAAAAUCAAUUUCAAAGGCUAUGGUGAUCAUUGUAUCUAUCAUCAGAGUUGCAUGGUUGCCGAAUAUGGAGAAAUCAAUGAGAGCAAGUUUGAAACGCCUCACGUGUGCAUCUGGUUUAGUACCUUUGACCAUUUAAAGCAAGGAAGCUUUAAUGGCGUCACUAAGGCCAUAUUUGACUUCUACCCAAUAAUAGAUGAUUGUCCUGAUGGCGGAGUCGUUGAUUAUUCCAUGAUUAAGGUGACAAAGUGUGGGAUCUUCCCAAUGUACGCCCCAGUUGUUGAUUUGAUAUUGGCAUCAAGGAUGAAACAGGUGAGGGAGCUAAACGUAGAAGCACACGAAUCAUUUCCUCAUUUAGUAGAUCUCAUGUUUAACAGGAGGGCAGUCAUUGGUAAUUUGAAAUUUCUUGAUCUGAGAGGAACCGCUAUUAAAAACCUACCUGCAAGCAUUGGUAAUUUGAAAUCUCUUGAGAAACUUGAUCUGAGUGGAACUGCGAUCAAGUGCCUACCUGCAAGCAUUGGUAAUUUGAAAUCUCUUGAGAAACUUGAUCUGAGUGGAACUGCGAUCAAGUGCCUACCUGAAAGCAUUGGUAAUUUGAAAUCUCUUGAGAAACUUGAUCUGAGUGGAACUGUGAUCAAGUGCCUACCUGCAAGCAUCAAAGAAGCUUCUCGGCUGAUUAGUCUGCAGUUAACCAAUUGCAGGAGCCUUGAAUCUUUACCAGAGCUUCCAGGGGUACGUUGGCUUCAAGCACAUGGAUGCACAUCACUCAAGCAAGUGUUGAGCUCAAAGACUGCGCUUACAUUAGGUUGGGAUGAGUAUAAAAAUUCUCAAGGACUUCAAGAGCAACUUACAUUUUCAAAUUGCAUAGAAAUGGGAUGGGAUGCUUGGUGUGAUUCGCAGUUUAGAAUUAUGCGAAUGGCAACUGCAUUGUCAAAGCACUUUAAACAAGAAGAUAUUGAAGUAGCAUCUCAUCUUGAGUUUGAAGAAGAAAGUAAAGAAUAUGUUUUUAGAUCUCCAGUCUGCGUUGUAUGUCCUGGAAAUAUAAUUCCAAGAUGGUUUUCAUAUGAAGUUGAUAAAUCUUUACUAUGGAUCAAACUUGGUCCAAACUUCUUUGACACUAAUUUUUUGGGUUUCGCUUAUUCGGUUGUUGUUGCAUUCAAGAAUUAUAAUGUUGGAGGGAGUUUGAGGGUUGGAUGUAAAAUCAAUUUCAAAGGCUAUGGUGAUCAUUGUAUCUAUCAUCAGAGUUGCAUGGUUGCCGAAUAUGGAGAAAUCAAUGAGAGCAAGUUUGAAACGCCUCACGUGUGCAUCUGGUUUAGUACCUUUGACCAUUUAAAGCAAGGAAGCUUUAAUGGCGUCACUAAGGCCAUAUUUGACUUCUACCCAAUAAUAGAUGAUUGUCCUGAUGGCGGAGUCGUUGAUUAUUCCAUGAUUAAGGUGACAAAGUGUGGGAUCUUCCCAAUGUACGCCCCAGUUGUUGAUUUGAUAUUGGCAUCAAGGAUGAAACAGGUGAGGGAGCUAAACGUAGAAGCACACGAAUCAUUUCCUCAUUUAGUAGAUCUCAUGUUUAACAGGAGGGCAGUCAUUGGUAAUUUGAAAUUUCUUGAUCUGAGGGGAACCGCUAUUAAAAACCCUACCUGCAAGCAUUGGUAAUUUGAAAUCUCUUGAGAAACUUGAUCUGAGUGGAACUGCGAUCAAGUGCCUACCUGCAAGCAUUGGUAAUUUGAAAUCUCUUGAGAAACUUGAUCUGAGUGGAACUGCGAUCAAGUGCCUACCUGAAAGCAUUGGUAAUUUGAAAUCUCUUGAGAAACUUGAUCUGAGUGGAACUGUGAUCAAGUGCCUACCUGCAAGCAUCAAAGAAGCUUCUCGGCUGAUUAGUCUGCAGUUAACCAAUUGCAGGAGCCUUGAAUCUUUACCAGAGCUUCCAGGGGUACGUUGGCUUCAAGCACAUGGAUGCACAUCACUCAAGCAAGUGUUGAGCUCAAAGACUGCGCUUACAUUAGGUUGGGAUGAGUAUAAAAAUUCUCAAGGACUUCAAGAGCAACUUACAUAUUCAAAUUGCAAAGGAAUGGGAUGGGAUGCAUGGCGUGAUAUAGUUACUGAUUCACAGAUUAGAAUUAUGCGAAUGGCAACUGCGUUAUCGAAGUAUUUUACACAAGAGGAAAUUAAAGUGGCAUUUCAUCUUGAAUUUGAAGAAGAAAGUAAUGAAUAUGUUUUUAAAUCUCCAGUUUGCAUUGUAUGUCCGGGAAGUGCAAUUCCAAGAUGGUUCCCAAAUGAAGUUGAUAAAUCUGUACUACGGAUCGAACUUGGUUCAAACUUCUUUAACGCUAAUUUUUUGGGUUUCGCUUAUUCUGUUGUUGUUGCAUUCAAGAAUUAUAAUGUUGGAGGGAGUUUGAGGGUUGGAUGUAAAAUCAAUUUCAAAGACUCUUGUGAUCAUCGUGUCCAUCAUCGGAGUUGCAUGGUUGCCGAAUAUGGGGAAAUCAAUGAGUGCAAGUUUGAAACGCCUCACGUGUUCAUCUGGUUUAGUACCUUUGACCAUGUAAAGCAAGGAAGCUACAAUGGCGUCACCGAGGCCAUAGUUGACUUCUACCCAAUGACAGAUGAUCUUCCUGAUGGCAGAGCCGUUGAUUGUUCCAAGAUAAAGGUGACAAGGUGUGGGGUCUUCCCAAUGUAUGCCCCAGUUGAUUCGAUAUUGGCAUCGAGGAUGAAACAGGUGAGGGAGCUAAACAUAGAGGCACACGAAUCAUUUCCUUAUUUAGUCGAUGUCAUGUUUAACAGGAGGGCAGCCAGACAUGAUCUAAGUCUCUGAAUUAUUUUGUAAUUUACAUGCUGUUUCUUUAUUUGUGCAAUUGAGAUAUACAAGUCAACUACUACAAUUGCUAAACUAAGUUUUCAUCUAGUCUCUGCCCUCCAGUCAACUGCUAUCACAUCUCUUACCAGCUAUUGCUUUGAGAGUCCUAAGGAGGGAAAUCCGUCCUUCGUCUUUGUCUAUUCAGUCCGAACAGAUCUAUUCUAGUUCUUUAAGAAGAAGACUAGCUUGGAUCUGAAAUUCUCACACCAGUUGGCACUUUAUGUUGCUCGUCCUCAAUCCAUAUAACCACUGUCUUUGUAAAUUUAGUCUGCAAAACAUCCUAGGCCUUAAUUUAAGGAGCCUGGCUUUACCUCA
Molecule: messenger RNA, 6558 nt
Organism: Malus domestica (apple)
Lineage: Eukaryota; Viridiplantae; Streptophyta; Magnoliopsida; Rosales; Rosaceae
Product: disease resistance-like protein DSC1
Biological process (GO): signal transduction; defense response
Molecular function (GO): ADP binding; protein binding
Source: RefSeq, a predicted model, not a curated record